Molecule: messenger RNA, 1007 nt
Organism: Gymnodraco acuticeps
Lineage: Eukaryota; Metazoa; Chordata; Actinopteri; Perciformes; Bathydraconidae
Gene: xpo7
Product: exportin 7
Exons: 4
Biological process (GO): protein export from nucleus
Cellular component (GO): cytoplasm; nuclear pore
Molecular function (GO): small GTPase binding; nuclear export signal receptor activity
Source: RefSeq, a predicted model, not a curated record
GGCCUGGCCCAGCUGGAGAUCCUGUGUAAGCAGCUGUAUGAGACCACAGACUCGGCGGUGCGUCUGCAGGCAGAGAAAGCUCUGGUGGAAUUCACCAACAGCCCCGACUGCCUGAGCAAGUGUCAGCUGCUGCUGGAGAGAGGCAGCUCCUCGUACUCGCAGCUCCUCGCUGCCACGUGUUUGUCUAAACUGGUUUCUCGAACCAGCAACCCUCUCCCGCUCGAGCAGCGCAUCGACAUCCGGAACUAUGUUCUGAACUACCUGGCGACGCGCCCUAAGCUGGCAGCCUUCGUGACUCAGGCUCUGAUCCAGCUGUACGCCCGCAUCACCAAACUGGGCUGGUUCGACUGCCAGAAGGAAGACUACGUGUUCAGGAACGUGAUCGCAGACGUGACUCGCUUCCUGCAGGACAGCGUGGAGCACUGCAUCAUCGGAGUCACCAUCCUGUCCCAGCUCACCAACGAGAUCAACCAGGCGGACACGACUCACCCUCUGACCAAACACAGGAAGAUCGCCUCGUCCUUCAGAGACUCGUCGCUCUUCGACAUCUUCACGCUCUCCUGUAACCUCCUCAAACAGGUGAGGCUCCUCCAAUGACAGGAGAUCAAACAGAAAUCCCACCUCAAACAGUUCAAGAGAUCAAACAGAAAUCACACCUCAAACAGUUCAAGAGAUCAAACAGAAAUCACACCUCAAACAGUUCAGGAGAUCAAACAGAAAUCACACCUCAAACAGUUCAAGAGAUCAAACAGAAAUCACACCUCAAACAGUUCAAGAGAUCAAACAGAAAUCACACCUCAAACAGUUCAGGAGAUCAAACAGAAAUCACAUCUCAAACAGUUCAGGAGAUCAAACAGAAAUCACACCUCAAACAGUUCAGGAGAUCAAAUAGAAAUCACACCUCAAACAGUUCAAGAGAUCAAACAGAAAUCACACCUCAAACAGUUCAAGAGAUCAAACAGAAAUCACACCUCAAACAGUUCAAGAGAUCAAACAGAAAUCACACC